Gamsiella multidivaricata is the source of this 956-nucleotide messenger RNA. RefSeq lists its product as uncharacterized. NCBI's taxonomy places the organism in Eukaryota, Fungi, Mortierellomycota, Mortierellomycetes, Mortierellales, Mortierellaceae. The record is from RefSeq and is a predicted model, not a curated record. Gene Ontology annotation, biological process: mitochondrial electron transport, cytochrome c to oxygen. Bases 241 to 471 code for a protein of 76 amino acids. The transcript is spliced from 2 exons.
ACGCAAGCGAGCAGCCUCAUCCUUGGAAGGGAUGGAAACCCCUGGCGCCAAGCAACUAUAGACUAUGUCGAUAAAUGUGUGUCAGCAAGCACACUCUAAAGUUCUGUGCAGUACUUUCUUGCAAGGAUGCGUUCUGUGACGUAUUUAAGCUUUAAGCGAACUAUUUUUGUUGCUCCGUAAAGAUUCGCAUCAGAUCUCACCCUCACUUUCCCAUUCACAUCAACUCAACAAGUAACAACCAUGAACGCUGCCGUCUUUGCUCGUACUGGAAUCCGUGCCCGUGCCACCGUUGGUGCGACCCCUCUUCGCAGCGGUGCCUACCACUGGACCAACGACAACGGCAAGAACAUCCCCUUCUCGACCAAGAACAAGCCUGCCCUUGCCUUCAAGGUCGCUGGAUACCUCGGCACUGGUUUCGCGCUCCCCUUCGUUGCCGCAUACUGGCAGCACUACAAGGCUGGCCGUAUUUAAAAUACCAGUUUUUUUUUUCUAAAAGAAAAGAAUUUGUCACGAAGAGGCAAUACAUGAAUUGCAGUAACAACUCCCCUCACAAACCUCCCCCCAGACCAUGACUAUGAAGUUAGAAGGCUGCGCUUUUUAAAUAUAUUAAAAAAAGAAAAAGUUGGAGCGGUUAUACUCUCCACACUUUUCUUUGUAUGAAAGAAAAGCAAUAAUAGUAAUAUUGGAAAUGACGGUUGUUUCUUGAAAGGCUGAAGAAAGGAGUAGAAUUGUUCUUGAAAAUGUUGAAAGAAUAAUAAUAAGAUGAAGAGGAACCAUUGCGAUGAACCUUUGCUCAAGUUCGAAGAGUCGAUAUCCCAACGUGUCGCAAACACGCAUGCUGUGCUGCUUGAGAGGAGAGAGAGGAGCGGUGAUUUUGUUUUUACAGCUAAAAUAACCCCGUAAGAAAUCUUCAUCUCACAUGGAAGCAUUUAGGGAAAAGAUCUACUUGGGAGCAC